This is a messenger RNA of Coregonus clupeaformis (lake whitefish), 3297 nucleotides long. RefSeq names its product branched chain ketoacid dehydrogenase kinase (gene bckdk). Gene Ontology annotation, cellular component: mitochondrion. Bases 162 to 1457 code for a protein of 431 amino acids. Gene Ontology annotation, molecular function: pyruvate dehydrogenase (acetyl-transferring) kinase activity. The record is from RefSeq and is a predicted model, not a curated record. Gene Ontology annotation, biological process: regulation of glucose metabolic process; protein phosphorylation. NCBI's taxonomy places the organism in Eukaryota, Metazoa, Chordata, Actinopteri, Salmoniformes, Salmonidae. The transcript is spliced from 11 exons.
GGUCAAUCUCUUCGUAAAAAGACCAUUCUGUACUCUUCAUGAGACUAUAAACGUGCCUUUGUGCACGAUAGCAAGGGUAACCUAAUAUAAUGGCCUGUUGAGACAGCAAUAAUUUUAACAAUCUCAGAACAGGACUCUGUUCUUGUAAAUUGAUUUUCAAAAUGCGUCGCAGAGUGACAGGUACAGUGUUGGAUAUGCUGGGCUGUGGUGGUGGUGGUAGUGGUACUAUCACGAGCCCGAGGGUGAGCAGGCUUUUGCUUGCCCCCAUCACGAAAACAAUCACCCCCACCUCGACAGACAGCGAAAGAUUUCGUUCUACAUCUUCAAUACAGGGAUAUACAGAACUGGCACGAGAGAGGUCCAAAACCGUUACGUCGUUUUACAACCAGUCUGCAAUCGAUGUCUCCGCAGAAAAGGCCUCAGUCCGACUGACACCAGCCACCUUGCUCUACGCUGGGAAGUCUCCGGAUGGACACCACAUCCUGAGCAGUGCCAAGUACCUGCACAAGGAGUUGCCUGUGCGAAUCGCCCACCGUAUCAAGGGCUUCCGCAGCCUGCCCUUCAUCAUUGGCUGCAACCCCACCAUCCUGCAAGUGCAUGAGCUCUACAUUCGAGCCUACCACGUGUUGAGCGACUUCCCAGCAAUCAAGGACCAGGAGAUGGAGGCUCGCUACAGUAAGCUGGUGCAGCAGCUCCUGGACGACCACAAGGACGUAGUCACUCUGCUGGCCGAAGGCUUCAGGGAGUGUCGGAGGCACAUUCAGGAUGAGACCCUGGUCCGUAACUUCCUGGACACCACCCUCACCUCCCGCCUGGGGAUCCGGAUGUUGGCCACACACCAUCUUGCCCUGCAUGAAGAAAACCCUGAUUUUGUGGGCAUCAUCUGCAGGCGACUUUCCCCCAAAAAGAUAAUUGAGAAAUGGGUUGAUUUUGCAAGGCGUCUGUGUGAACACCAGUACGGUAACUCCCCGCGGGUGCGUAUCAACGGCCAUGUGGCGGCCCGCUUCCCCUUCAUCCCUCUGCCCCUAGACUACAUCCUGCCAGAGCUGCUGAAGAACGCCAUGAGGGCCACCAUGGAAAGCCACCUCGACACGCCUUACAAUGUACCUGAUGUCGGAGUCACCAUCGCCAACAACGACGUGGACUUUAUCAUCAGGAUCUCAGACCGUGGCGGUGGAAUCCCCCACAGGAUCCUGGACAAGGUGACAGACUACCAUUACAGCACAGCUGAAGAGAGCAACCAAGACCCUCGCAUGAACAACCUCUUCAACACCAUGACCAACAGCGGCCCUCAGUCCGGCCCCAUGCACGGGUUUGGCUUCGGGCUGCCCACCUCCCGGGCGUACGCCGAGUACCUGGGUGGCUCCCUAUCCAUCCAGUCCAUGCAGGGCAUCGGCACCGAUGUCUACCUGCGCCUGCGCCACAUAGACGGCAAGGGAGAGAGCUUCCGCGUCUAAGAUCACUUGCUGCUUAGCCCUGGAGACCAUGGGGAGGGGGUGGCGAUACAGUGAGUACAGAGGGCCUCAGCCAUUUCAACAUUAGCCUGGACUAGUCUACAGUGAUAUAAGUUGCCAGUUGGCUCCUCACAACUCACCUCUACAAGUUUCCUUUUUUCGCCUCAAGACAUUAAAUGGGCUAAGAUGGUGGCCGAGUUGGCGGCUUGGCGCUCUCACCUUUUUUUGUUUUGCAUUUCCCUGUGUCGCCCAUCUUUUCAGCAUUGUGAGUUUUUUAAAACUCUUGAGCAUACAAGUCAUAAACAGAGCAUGCAUGGUGGUUAAUGUUGAUGUUGUUACUGUGGUAGAAAGGAAAUGGAAAAAAACUUCAGCCUUAAAGAAGUUAAUUUGAUCUGCCUGUAAGUUACUGGUGUUGCAUAUAGCCUCUGCAAAUCUAAAGAGACUAAAGAAGCAGGGAAGAGAGGUCUCUAUUUACACACUCCAGUGGCUACUAUCGGAGUUUGGAUGAAGCUGCCCUCAAAGACCUUCUCUUGAAUCGCUUGUGGAGGACACCAUGGAGGAAACUGCCAAAACACCAGUCGAACAACACUUGUGAAUUGAUUUGAAGAAAAAAAGCAGAAAGAACUGUUCAGUAAACUCUUGGUUCAGCGCCAUUUUGUCAAGCGCUCAGGCAAGGUCACGAGUAGAUGUUCAGUUGCCUUACUGUGUGUGUGAUGCUGGUCCCUACGACGACGUGUUAACUUAACCAUUAACACUGUUCAAUAUGAUCUUUAUCUGCAAUGCAAUUUCACACUCGUAUCACGUUAGUCAAUCUAAUAUAGAAUGAUUAUAAAUACUUUUUUUUGGGGGGGGGGGGGUCGCUCAUCACUUGCUGUGUCAUAAAAUACCUGUACUAAAGUUUUUUUUGUUUGUUUUUGUUGUUUUUUUGCUUUCAAUACACUGGAAGAAGUAAUGUUUAUAUUCAUGUUUUGCUUAUUUAUCUGCAGAGAAAGUGUUAAAUAAGUCAAUAUUUCAGAAGUUGCUAAUUUUCUUUUGAAGGCAUUUGUUACUGAACACAUUCCCAGAAGGGUCAAUAUGUUUUAUCAAACUUUUGAUACCUUACUUUGAGUAUGGUGGACAUUUAAUGUGCAUGAAUUAUCCAGAUAUAUAACUUCACCUGCUGGCAUAAGAAUGCUGGGAAUUGGCAUUUAAAUCCUUAAAAGUAUACACAUCAGUGAGGAACAUUCGCAACGUUUCACCUCGCUAAAUAUACCUCUGGUGAUUAACAGACGUUCCCUGUGAUUUAUACGUUUUGGGAUGGGACUGGGUAGAGAAUAUUAGGCUCUUUCUAACAUGAGAAUUCCUAUUGGCUAGACUUCAGUCACCUCAUGAAUGAUGUGCCCUGUCCAAAUCUGCCCCCUGCUUGCAAAGAGAUGAAGCCUGACAAAUAAAAAUCAGCAUAAUAGAUUGAGUUAUGACUUGUAUUAGCAGUAAAAAGUUAUGUAUAAUUUAAUGCUCAUUUUACAUGACUUUAUUUUUGGAAGUAUGACUUACUGAAGUGAACUGUCAUCUUUAUUUUAAUUUUUUUUUUGGGGGGGGGACUUUUCUUGAAACAUACUUGUCAUACAGGUUUUGUGUUAAUUUUAUUUUGAUCAACACUGUUUUAUGGUCAUGAAAUGAAGGCUUCCACACCAUAUUAAUGUUUAAUUUCCUUCUUUAAUACUUGGCCAAAUUAUGGAGUGGGGUUACUAGCAGUAUGCACAGGUAUAGAUUACUUUGUCUGAUUUUUUUAUGUCUGUGUAUUUGAACAUUGUCAUUGUUAAUAGUUUUCUUGGGCAUUAUUAAAAUCUCUUCAUGGGUGGAA